Molecule: messenger RNA, 3225 nt
Organism: Hyaloperonospora brassicae
Lineage: Eukaryota; Oomycota; Peronosporomycetes; Peronosporales; Peronosporaceae
Source: the annotation of a GenBank genome assembly
AUGGCCGACGUCGCUGUCGCGGACUCGCACAGCUGCGACGAGUUCGUCGACGGCUCCAUCUUCCGCGUCAAGUUGCACAACUUCCUCACGUACUCGGACGCCGAGUUCUUCCCCGGGCCUCGUCUGAACCUGAUCCUCGGGCCCAAUGGCACCGGCAAGAGCUCUAUCGUCUGCGCGCUCUGCGUGGGGCUCGCAGGCAGCACGCGCCUGCUCGGACGUGCAGACAAAGUGGGGCAGUUUGUGCGGCACGAAAAGGCGAGUGGCUACACGGAGAUCGAGCUCUUCUUUGCGCGCAAGAAUAGGGUCAUUCGUCGCAAUAUCUUCCGGGACAAUAAGAGCACGUGGCAGGUCGACGGCAAGGACUCGACGCUCAGGGACGUGACGAGUAUCAUGGAGGCAGCGAGCAUUCAGAUUGACAACUUGUGCCAGUUCCUGCCGCAAGACAAAGUCGGCGAGUUCUCGAGGAUGAACCCCGUGCAGCUGCUGAAAGCAACGGAGAAUGCUGUGACCGACAGCGAGCUCGCUGCCACGCACGAGGAGAUUAUUGAGCUGCAACAUAGCAUGUCGGACAAGAGACGGGAACUGGAACAUGCGCGCGCGGCGCUGGGACUGAAGAAGAGUGAGAACGCUCAGCGGCAGAACGAGGUGAACAGGAUCGAAGACUAUGAAGCUCGCAUCGAAGAGACAUCGGUGAUGGAGAAGAAGUGUUUGUGGCUUGAGUUUGAGGAAGCCAAAGUUGAAGUUGAGACGCUGAAGGAGGAAAAGCGGCUUUGCAAAGAAGCUAUAAGCAUUGAACGCAAAGAGAAGAUCGAUCCGCUUGCGAAUCUUCUGAAGAAAGAGUCGAUCAAACUGGAGGACAUCAAGACGGAGCUAGCAGAGGUGGAAGACAAGAAGCGAAAACUCGUCGAGAAGAUUCGACAGGGAAAGAGUCAUAUCGACUCCAUGGAAAGUGCGCAAGAUCAAACCUCGAUCGAUGUCACAGAGCUGCGCACCCGGCACGUUUCCGCUCGUCGGAAACUUGAGCGAUUGGAACAUGAUAUGGUGGAGUGGAAAAAAGAGCGCGAAGCCAUGACUGACGACGCUGAUCUGAAAGAACAAAAAGAGAAGCUAGAAAAGCAGCAACGCGGUAAAAAUCUGGAGGAGACAGAAAUUCGCAGUAAGAGAGAAUCCCUUGCUCGCGAGCUCUCGUACAUCGAGAAUGAGCAGAAAAAGGUGCGAAGCAAGCUUGAGACACUCGAAAACGAGGACGUCCAGCGUCGACUGGCUCUCCAGAGGGUCGAUCCUGAUUGUAUCCGUGCAGCGGAUUGGGUCAAAAAUAAUCAACAUCGGCUGAAGCGGAAAGUGUGGGGGCCAGUUGCGCUUGAGAUAAAACUCAAUGAGACGAUUCAUGCGAAGUAUGUGGAAGACACUCUGCCAAAGUGGCUCUUGGGCGCGCUAGUGACGGAGUGUUAUGACGACUAUAACACGAUUCUUCACGAGCUAAAAAGCGGAGAUUCGGGUCGUCACAUCAAGGCCUCGAUUUUGAACGUCGAAGACGGAAAGUGCCAUGCGUUCAAUCGACCGUACUCGAGCGAUAAGAUAAACGACUACCGCGAAAGAUAUGGCAUGACAGGCUUCUUGGACGAACUGGUGUGUGCUCCGGAUAUUGUGCACGAAGCUCUUCGUGCGCACGGUGGUCUGCACACCGUCAUGGUUGGCUCUCAGCUCACGGAAGACUUUAUCAACAAAGGCGGUCACAUUUUCUCCGAGAUCGCGUCGGCAGAGAGAAAAGCGGCUUUUGUGACUCCGUACAAGAAAUACGUUACCUCAGUGUCCAAGUAUGGAAACCGGAACGUGACUACGCGCACAAACGAUCUUUUGAACCCUCGUCUGUUGGCGGCUUCCACAUCAGUCGAAGACGAGAAGGCUGAAAUAAAAAAAGUCCUGGAUGAUCUGAGCUCUAAGGAGAGGAGUAUUCAAGAAGAGACGGCUGACCUCAAAGAGCAAGAGAAGACGUAUGCGGAAGAAAAGAGAAAAGUCCAGCAUCGCAUCGCAGAAAUCCGCUCCCAGCGAAUGGCGAUAAUUCGCUUGGAUGACAAGAUUGCUGAGAAUGGCAACAAGAUAUACUCGCUGAAAAGUGAGGUCGCCCAGGACGUGUCAAAGAGGGAGGAAGUCUUGACGAGGAAGCUAAGGAAUCAGACUACGAAGCAAGCACAGCAGAUAAAGCGUUGGUUGCAGCUGUUGAAAGAUCUGCACAAGGUCACUGCUCGCGAGGCGUAUUUAUCACUGCAGCUCGGUACACAGCAAGUCCGUGUGGAUUUCACUGACCGAUACCUGAAGCAAAUGGAAGUCGCCCUCCGGGACCUCCGAAACGCUUACAAGCUUGCGAAAGAAAAGCUGCUGGCUAUAGCCACAAAAGCCAUGCAGCUGAAGCAUCGAGCAGAAGCAGAGGCGACGUGGGAAGCUUACGAAGAACGCUUUAACGAGCUUCCAGAUGACCUGGAUGAGCUGCGAGGCAAAAUUGAGAACAACAAAGCAGCUCUGGAAUGCUUUCGCGGUGACAAUAGCGUACGCGAACUGUACGAACGUGUGUGCGGCGAAAUCCGAGACGACGAGAUUCAGCUCGCAGACCUGGAAAGCCGCGUUGCUCGUGGUGAGGACACGAUAAGCGGGAUCAAGGGCGGGUGGCAUGAGAAACUCAAGGAAGUAGUGCAGCAGAUCGACACUUCUUUUGGGGACUUCUUCAAAAGCAUUGGUUGUGUUGGCGAAAUUUUGCUCGACGACAACGAUCCGGACGUAGCAAAAUGGGGUAUCCAGCGUCGGGCACAGUUUCGUAAAGAUACAACACUUUCGACCAUGACCGCCGAGGAGCAGUCUGGAGGGGAAAAAUCUGUCGGCACUAUCAUGUACUUGAUGGCUCUCCAAAGCCUCACGAAGUGUCCGUUUCGGGUGGUCGAUGAGAUCAACCAGGGCAUGGAUGUUUACAACGAACGUAAGGUGUUCCAGCGAAUCACCGAGUCGUCGUGUGGUAGCAAGCUGCCACAAUACUUCCUCAUUACUCCAAAGCUUAUCACGGGGCUCACUUAUCAUCGCGACACGAAGGUCAUGAUCAUCUUAAACGGGCCAUUCAACAACAUUCGGCAAGAGUUGUGGGACCCAGAUCAAUUCAUCGCAUGCGGAAAAAAAGCGAAGCGCAGAUCAGGCGUCUCCGGAAAUGGCUCCGCUAAGAAGCGUGCUCGAGCUUGA